This is a messenger RNA of Cryptomeria japonica (Japanese cedar), 3438 nucleotides long. RefSeq names its product mediator of RNA polymerase II transcription subunit 33A. The record is from RefSeq and is a predicted model, not a curated record. Gene Ontology annotation, biological process: regulation of phenylpropanoid metabolic process. Bases 631 to 3429 code for a protein of 932 amino acids. The transcript has 10 exons. NCBI's taxonomy places the organism in Eukaryota, Viridiplantae, Streptophyta, Pinopsida, Cupressales, Cupressaceae. Gene Ontology annotation, cellular component: mediator complex.
AUUACCGUAUAAAAUCAAUCGCCUUUCGCCCGGACCGUCAGCAAGCUAUAUUAAUGUAAGGUUUUUUUGCUUUCAAAGCUCCGUCCUACUGCUGGUAUUGAUACAGAAUGCAUGCACUUCCACUAUAUAUAUUGUAUUAUAUUGUUCACAUACAAGGCCAAAAAAGAUUUGGGAAGAAAGAGUUUGCCCGUUUUGAGUCAGCGCGAGUGUGGAAACUGAAAAACAUUUUAUCUUGGAGUGUGCGCACGGUAUAACCUGUUCAGCGAGGAGCAUAUCGUGAAGAUGGGUGCUCUCAUCAUCAGCCUGAAUAAGCAGAGAUCAGACCUUAAAAAACUGAUUCAGCUUGAUCAGAUUGUCCCAUAAGCUAUUCUUAGCCUGUGGACGUUAAAAUUCUUUCUUCUACACACAUUUGGACGUACACAUUUGGUUUUUGCUUAGAAGUUGGUCCUGAUUUUGAGAAAAUAAUAAUCGUUGAAAAACUCCUUCCACCUAACAUUUGGCUUCUCCUUGCCUCUUGGGUUUUGUGGGUGCCAUAGGUUUUCCUCCAUAUUUGAUGCACCGGUGAGAAAGGAGCAUGGCAGGUAUAGAUUGUGAGGGGACCAAAUUUUAACUAUUAUUGGUCAGGGAAAUAUGGAUGCAGAGGAGAUCCAGAUGGUUUCUUCCCCACAGCAUUGGCAGCAACAGGCUUUAGAAUUGACAAAAGUGUCACAAGCACAGAAAGAUCCGCCUCUCUUGUGGGCAGUUGAAGUGAGCAAGUGCCUGGCAGGAGCAGAUGUAGAAAUACCCAGUGUGGAAUUGGGCCAAUUGCUGGUAUCUCAUCUGUGUUGGAGCAACAAUGAGCCCAUGGUAUGGAAAUAUGUUGAACAGGCGAUUGCAACUCGUCUUUUGAGUUCACUGCAUAUACUGUCCUUGCUGACUUCCAGGGUAAUACCCUAUCGCCAGCCUCAGCCAGAAGCAUACAGACUUUAUCUGGAACUUCUUAACAAAUAUGCAUUUUCUACUGCUUUAGAAAAUAUGCCAUCAUGCCGAGAGAUGACUAUAAAGGCUGUCGAUGAAGCUCUUCAAAUUUCCCAAGCUUUUGGUAUGCCAGUGACUGAACUUGGUCAGACUGUAGUGCUUUUUGUAUUUACAGUUGUUUGCAAUCUGCUUAAUGCAACAGCAGAAGAUUGGGGCAUGCAAAUGAUUUGGUCAGAAAAACAGCAGAUAUUAACUAUGAAUACAGGACAAAAUGAUAUGUGCCUGGAUAUUGAAGAUGACUUGAAUGACAAAAGGCACUUGCACAGAGAAAACUUGCGGAGAACAAACUCUAUGGUGGCCAUUGAGUUGAUUGGAAAGCUUAUGGAACACAGAAAAACAGCAUCCCUUCUCUGCCUUGCACGUCGGAAUAUGCCUGAACAAUGGAGUUACUUAUUUCAAAAUUUGCAAAUAUUUGAAACGCACUCAACUUCAUCAGAUUCAAAAAUAGUCAGUGAACUGCUUCCACAACUGAUUGGCAGCAUCCGAAGAGGUUUAAGUCAAGAAUACCAACCUAGUCAACACCAGGCAAUCAAAGUACUUAUUGAUGCAGGAUCUCAUACAUCAAUAUUUGAACACAAUUAUGGUGUGGGAAGAGCUGCUGCAUGGCUUCAUUUUGAUUUAAUAAUGGAAGAUGCAAUGGAAGGAAAGUAUCUUUCAGCUCCAUCUUUUCCAGAGAUGCUGGCUGAAUUGAUCAAAUCAUUACAUGCAGUGAAUGGUGCCAGUUGGCAAGAGACUUUUUUAGGUGUAUGGAUUGCAGCUCUUCGGCUUGUUCAAAGGGAGCGAGAUCCUCUUGAGGGUCCCGUACCUCAUCUUGAUGCACGACUAUGCAUGCUUUUGUCCAUUACACCUGUAACAAUUGCCAAUUUAAUCGAUGUAGAAGAUAGAAAUUUUCAAUCAGAUAGAAAUAAUGGAACUUUGAAUGAGCAUAGUGAAGAGAGGAAUGGGUCAGAUAUGAAACGUGCAGCCCUUGUAUCAAGUCUUCAGAUUUUGGGACAGUUUGAUGGCCUGUUAGCACCUCCCCAGUCUGUAGUUUCUGCUGCGAAUCAGGCUGCUGCUAAAGCAUCAACCUUUGUUUAUGGCUUUACUGGUGGGAGUCCAAGCUUUGAUGUUUUGAGCAGCAAUGACAAUUCCAUAAAAACAGGUGGAAGCAUGUGGCACCUGAUUGUUGAAGCUUGCAUUGCCAGAAGGUUGAUUGAUUCCUCAGCAUACUUUUGGCCAGGUUAUGUACGAGAGCUGGUAAAUCCACUGUCUCACACGGCACCAGUUCAAAAAUCUCCCUGGUCUGCACUCAUUGAAGGGGCUACUCUCUCUGUUUCACUUAUAAAUAUGCUUAUUGCAACGCCUGCUUCAAGCUUAGCAGAACUCGAAAAAGUUUAUCAAAUUGCAAUCAGUGGAUCAGAGGAAGAAAGGUUAGCUGCAGCUAGCAUCUUGUGUGGUGCAUCUCUUGUUCGAGGAUGGAAUGUCCAGGAGCAUGCAGUUCGCUUUGUAGUAAAGCUGCUUUCACCUCCACCUCCUCCAGAUUAUGGUGGACCUGGGAGUCAUUUAGUAGCUUAUGCACCACUACUAUAUACUGUCCUUAUUGGAGUGACCUCUGUUGAUGCUGUUCAUAUUCUUUCUUUGUAUGGUGUGCUUCCAGAAAUGGCAGCUGCAUUGAUGCCUAUUUGUGAGGUUUUUGGAUCAAUCUUGCCAACAGUGCCACAGCAAUCAAGUUCUGGAGAGGAAAUUUCAGUUUACUUGGUCUUUUCAUGUGCUUUUCUUUUGCUUUUAAGAUUGUGGAAAUUUUAUCGACCUCCUCACGAGCAUUGCAUUUUAGGAAGGGGAGCUCCGGUUGGAGCAGAACUUACUCUUGAAUACCUAUUAUUGUUGCACAACAAUCAUCUGGCUUCAUCUUUGUGCUCAACCUUAGACAAAACUACUAAGGAGAAUAAACAGUAUCUAGUUGAAAGAUCAUCUAUUUUUGGCUCUAGUUUAUCUCAAAUGAUAAUUUCAGCGAAGGGCCAAACACUUGAUGCACCUUCAUCAUUUGCCCAACCAGUUGUUGUUGAUUCAUUUCCAAAUUUUAAAGCUUGGUACUGUCAGCACAAAGCUUGUAUAGCUUCGACUCUUUCUGGUCUUGUUCAGGGUAAUCCUGUGCAUCAAAUUGCUGAUAGACUCUUGAAUAUGAUGUAUCGAAAGAUGAAUAAGGGAGGAACACUGUCUACUACAACUGGAGCUUCUGCGGGUAGCACUCCAAGUAGUUCAUCAGGAAGCAUAGGUGAGGAUGCACCUCUAAGACCUUUAUUACCUGCAUGGGAGGUUCUGGGAGCUGUCCCAUUUGUGGUGGAAGCUGUCUUAACUGCUUGUGCACAUGGAAGACUUUCUCCUCGAGAUCUGACAACAGGUUGGCUUCAAAGUCUGAUAUCUGCUACUUGAAUCUCACUA